AUGGAUAAAGAAGACAACAUAGAUUAUUAUGAAAUAUUGCAGUGUGAUAGAAAUGCUACAAUUGAAGAACUAAAGAAGAACUACCAACAACUUGCAUUAACUUUGCAUCCCGAUAAAAAUCUUGGUGAUAAGAAUGCAGAAACCUUUCUAUUAGUGCAAAAAGCUUGGUCAGUCCUCAGAGACCCGCAGAGUCGACGGCAGUAUGACGCAACUCUGAAUUUACAAGAGAAUAUUGAACCUUUAUUGUAUGAAACAGUUUUAUUGUCGGACAUGUGCUUUGAUGAAGACAAUAAUGUGUACACAUAUGACUGUAGGUGUGGCGGCAUCUACUUAUUAGAUGCAGAAGAAUUCUUCACGUCUAACAUUGUUAUAGGAUGUGAUGAAUGUUCAUUUUCUAUUCAGAUUAAUAGAUAA
Messenger RNA from Manduca sexta (tobacco hornworm), 414 nucleotides. RefSeq names its product DPH4 homolog. Bases 1 to 414 code for a protein of 137 amino acids. The record is from RefSeq and is a predicted model, not a curated record. The transcript has a single exon. NCBI's taxonomy places the organism in Eukaryota, Metazoa, Arthropoda, Insecta, Lepidoptera, Sphingidae. Gene Ontology annotation, molecular function: ferrous iron binding; ATPase activator activity. Gene Ontology annotation, biological process: positive regulation of ATP-dependent activity.